This is a messenger RNA of Chironomus riparius, 491 nucleotides long. The record is from the annotation of a GenBank genome assembly. Lineage: Eukaryota; Metazoa; Arthropoda; Insecta; Diptera; Chironomidae.
UAUUUUUGUAAAAAAUGAAGUUUUUAUUAAUUUUAGUUUUUUGCAUCGCUGGAGCUAUGGCUGUACCAUUGACACCAGAGCAACAGACUUUGUGGUCAAAUCAUAAUAAUUAUAAUCAAAAUGCUGAAUUUCAGAUGUUUAUAAUUUUGAGAAAUAACUUUCAAAUUUUUCCACAAAUCGCUUCAAACGAUUUUGUUGGCUUAUCCAAAAAGGCAAAAGAUGUUAUAAAUUUUUUGACAGAAGCUUCCAACGUCCUUGGACAGGAUUCACUCGACGCAGACAUCAGGAUUAAUUUAAUAAAUAUGGUGCUUGAUUUGGGAAUCAACAAAGGUGCCUUUUUUGAAUUUAGGAUUGCAAUGACAUCAUUUUUGAAUGAACAAUAUAAAUUGGAGCCUCGAGUUCAGGAUGAUUGGAUUAACGCAUUUGAUCUUAUUUAUUACGCAACUUUUAAACAAUUAAACUUUGAAUGUUAUUUCCUUAAAAACAAUUAA